This is a messenger RNA of Paramecium sonneborni, 621 nucleotides long. The record is from the annotation of a GenBank genome assembly. Lineage: Eukaryota; Ciliophora; Oligohymenophorea; Peniculida; Parameciidae.
AUGAAUUUAGGAAAUUGUUUAAAAACGAAAGUAAGCAUGCCAUUUAGUGUUAAAAUGUGGCUAACUUUAUAACUGAUUAUGUUGAUUGUUGCUAUCAUAUUUGAGCUUACGCUCUUCUUUUCAAAUUUAUAUGAGAUUCGUUCUCCACAAUUAUGUACAAUCUCAUUCACAGGUUAAGAAAAAUGUUAAAAUUAAGAUGGCUCUAAAGAAACCUCUGAUGUAGAUUGUGAACAUUGUUAAUUUCUACAUCUUAUUUGGCCCUUAUCCUUGGCUGAAAUUAUCUUAUUAAUUAGUAUUUUCUCAUGUAAAACAUACUAUUACUAUACUCUUAAAUAUGCUAACAUUAUUAAGAUAAUAUCUAUUGUAUCAAUUAUACUCAUUAUAUGCAUAGAGAUAUUUUUACUUUUACAAUUUGAUAAAAACAUCCCAGAAACCAUAAAUUUUAAUUAUACGAUCGAUCAAUAUCCUAUCACUAUUUAAUUAAUCAUUAUAAUCUUGAUCUUAUUUCUUAUUAUAGCUAUUUGGAUCGAAGAUAUAUAAACAUUAAAGUUUAAGAUGCAAUAAUUAUAAACUUCAAAUUCAUCUUGCGGCUAUUCACAAUAAUUAUUAUAAAUUUAGUGA